This is a messenger RNA of Diaporthe batatas, 2153 nucleotides long. RefSeq lists its product as uncharacterized. Lineage: Eukaryota; Fungi; Ascomycota; Sordariomycetes; Diaporthales; Diaporthaceae. Bases 111 to 2153 code for a protein of 680 amino acids. The transcript has 4 exons. The record is from RefSeq and is a predicted model, not a curated record.
UUCCAUUCCUCACUCCACUGUCAAAAUUAUGCGCCAGAAUUGGUGUCUCUAGACAGUUCAAGUUGCGAUCAAUUGUGACGUCGCGCUCGUCCAUACUCCCGUACUUCGAUAUGACUUCAUCUAUUAGAACCAGCGAGGCGGGCAAAGACGAUGAAAAGCUGACGACGCUGAGAUGUUGUGUCGUAGCUGGCGGCUUCUCGAGCGCACAUUCGUGCAAGCACUGCGACAAGCUCAUUAUAAUCCCCGGAGAGUUUUCUCGUUUCUCAAAUGAGGUCGCCAGCUUGGAGGAAAUACGACAACGCGCCACGGACGGCUGUACAUUGUGGGCACUGGUGUCGGACGAAGUAGACUCUCAGGAACGGGAGUUUGAAAGUCCCGGGCGUGUAACUCCUUACGCUGAUGGCGUCAACCUUGAUGUGUAUUAUGCCACUGGGGGACAGGAGAAAGGUCAGGUGACCAUCAAAGUCUCUUUCUUCAAAGAUGGAGAUGCGUACGUUCCCUCCGACAUUAAGCUUGGCUUCGCGGUACUUGGAUUGCCUGGUAACAAACAGAUCUCAAAUGAUCCGCACGAUUUCGCUUUGCCUGUAAAUGUCAAUCCAGGUAGUGCGCAGUCGUUCGAGCUUAUGCGCAAAUGGACCCAGAAAUGCGAACUUGAGCAUGAUUGUGGCCUGAAAGACCAUGUCCCAUCGUCGAUGCCCACCAUGCUUCUAAAGCUUGAAAAUGUCGACGAGUGCGGCUUAGUUAGACUCGUUGAACUGAAAAUUGGGGAAAAGCAAAAGUAUCUUGCAUUGUCUUACUGUUGGGGGGCAACCAAACAAAGAAAGCUUCUCAGGACAGAUAACCGGGUUGAAUUCAUGGAAGACGGUGUCCGGCUAGAGCAACUUGAUGCCACAAUCCGUGAUGCUAUCAGGGUCACCAGGGAGUUGGGUUACCUUUACCUGUGGAUCGAUGCUCUAUGUAUCGUACAGGACGACGCCGAAUCCAGAAACAGUGAGAUAAGUCGGAUGGGGGAUAUUUACGAGAACGCGUCGAUCACCAUCGUGGCGGCAAGAUCUAGCAGCGUGGGCGAAGGCUUCCUGACUCCACGGCAAGCUGCGGGAGCUUCCACCCCCGAUAAAGUCUUCAAGGUGGCCUAUACGACCUCGGGGGAGGAGGAAAGUGCCGUUGACAAAUGGGUGGUUUUGGUUCCAGAAGGGCCAGAACAGAUGGGAAACUGGGAAUUAACACAGGAGCCAUGGGAUUUCAGGGCUUGGACUUUGCAAGAAGACUUGCUGUCAAGGCGACAGCUUCGGUUUGGGACAAAGCAGACGAGCUGGUCUUGCUAUGGCGCCCCAAUGCCCUACGACGACUUUGAUGGGUGGGUCCGGGCGGGCUUCUACCAUCCACGAAAUCAAGUGUACGAGAACACGCACCAGCUGGCGAGAAUCAGGAUGAUUCUACAAAAUCCCGGCAGGGUCGGACUUGGCAACAAAAGAAGCCAAGAACGCAACAGGUGGUACGACAUGGUAGAGACUUACUCCCAGCGGUUACUGUCGUUUCAAAAAGACCGUCUACCAGGGAUUUCGGCCAUUUCACGUCGCAUGGGGCAAGUUUUCGGAGACGAGUAUUGGUGCGGGAUUUGGAAGUCUGAAGCAGCAUGGGAACUCCUCUGGCGCGCUCAGAGACGGGCUGUCGACGCCACAGGUGCGCAAGAAGCACGAAAUCACGGAACGGGAGGACCUUCGUGGACUUGGGCGUCAUAUGAAGGUGGCGUCCGUUUCGUACUCCGUGUAGACUCCCUUCACGAAGGUGGGUUAUUCGACCGCACCCAGCUCAGAGUGGACCCGAAUUUUGAAGUUGUCGAGCAUGUGGCCGAGUACGCGUCACCAGAGCACACAUUCGAAGCGCGAUAUCAAAAAGAAGCAGAUCCGCCUGCUUCUGGUCGCCUACCACAAUUAUGGACGGUUAUCAGGCGGAGGGGGUAUAACCGGACCAGGGGGUCUUGUCCUGCUGAAGGAAGGGAGAGCGAAUACUCUCGCCUGGGUACUUUCGAUCUUUCAAAACCAGACUCAUGGGUAUUCAAUGGUGAGAUACCGACAGAACAUGAGUACAUGGAACGGUUUAUGGAUAUUUGGGGUGGUCAGAAGAGCAUUGAGGAAAUUGUACUUAUCUAA